GUUAGAAGAAAAUACAAAACCUCUGGCACUUCUGAACUGUGUCGAACAAUUGGAAAAUGAGCCAUACUCUUGAUAACCUGUGAAUCACUUUGGAAGAACAUAAUAUUAAUGUGGCACUGGGUCAUUUUUCAUUUGUAUACUGGCACACACAACUUCUAUCACUGUAAUGCUUCUGGGUGCCAAGAGCUCCAUCAACGAAGCAAACUGAGGGGAUUAAACAGCCACGGGGAAGAGCGAGCGGUGGCUUGUAUUUAUUUCUAUAAUCGGGAUUCAAUAUAUUUAAACAAAUUCAGAAUCGGUCACUGAUGUAUAUUUUGUGACUGUUUUGCUAAAUGAGAGAGGAUUUAUAAAAGCAAAUGUUAAAGUAUUAGCAUGUUGCUGUUUCUUCCUUGUUUUAGGCGCUGUGCAUCAAUAUGCAGUCAAGCGAUGUUGGUGAGACGCUCUCCCUAGUGUUUUGUGGGGCAAAUGUGAACUGUGACACAGGAGACCCGGACUGCCCCUCCCCUGUCUCCCUGGCCAAGAGCUUUGAGCAAAAACUGCAGAUGGAGUUCCUGGCCCAGAACAAAAACACAGAGAUCCCGAGGUCAGAGGUGGGAUGUCACCUGGACAGGCAAUACUAUGUGGCUCCACCCUCAAUCACUCACAAUGGAUUUCUGUUCAAGACAGGGUCAGUGGGAAAGCCAAUUACAGAACGGAAAGCUAAAGAAGAGUUCAGCCAGCGUUGGUGCACCUUGAAUGAUGGGGUUUUUAGUUACUUCGAGAGCCCUCGGAAUUCCACCCCCAAUGGGGAUCUCAGAAUGAAAGAGAUUGCAUGCCUUGCUGUCAGUGUUCCAGAAACACAUGGUUACGAUCACACGUUUGAGAUUUACACAGACUCGGAACGCCUCUAUCUGUUUGGGACAGACAACUCGGAUGCUAUGAGAGAGUGGGUGAAAUCCAUUGCCAAGUCGUUUAUCCCGUCCAGUGCGGAAGACUUGCUGAAUCGGGAUUUUGAGCGGAUCGGGCGACUGCAGUACAAAGACGGGUUGAACCUCCAGAGCCCCAGGGUGGGCUGGUUUGCAUUGGUGGGCUCCACUCUGCAUGUCUGCUUUGAGGACAGCGAAGAGGAAGAAGCUAUCCAUCUGAAGAAGCUGCAAGAGCUCUCGAUUCAGCAAGAAAAUGAAGUGCUGGUUUUAGUGGAGAGGAGGAGGACCCUGUAUAUCCAAGGGGAACGGAAGCUGGAUUUCCAGGGCUGGUGUAGCUCCAUACAGAGGGCAGCCAGGAGCUCGGGACAUACGCUAUGCGAGCAGCAGCUAACAGAGGGUGACAUCCCCGUGAUAGUGGACAGGUCAAUCGACUACAUCACGCAGUGUGGCCUGACCUCAGAAGGGAUCUACCGGAAGAGUGGAGUGAACUCCAAGAUUGCAGCGCUGCUGGAGAGUUUCCGCCAGGAUGCACGGAACGUGCGCCUGAAGGAGGGCGAGCACCAGGUGGAUGACGUCUCCAACGUGCUCAAGAGGUUCUUCAGAGACACAGAGGAGGGCAUGUUCACCAGCGAGGCUGCAAACGAUUGGCUCAGCACGCCAGCUGUGGCAGAUGAUUGCCAGAGGGUCCUUCGUUAUCAGACACUGCUCAGCAACCUGCCACGAGUCAACAAGGCCACUCUGAGAGCCCUUGUCAAUCACCUCUACUGUGUCCAGUGCUUUUCAGACAUAAACCAGAUGAACCUCCACAACCUGGCCAUCGUAUUCGGUCCCACACUCUUCCAGACAGACGGCAAGGACUACAAUGCAGGGAGAGUCGUCGAGGACCUCAUCAGCCACUAUGUGGCCAUUUUUAAUGUCAACGAGCAACAGCUCCAGAAACAACUGGAUGAAAUCUCAGCCAUCAUUAAAUUACGGGACAUCAACUCUAGCAGUAAAGUGCCUCCCGCUGGUGAUUUCAUAUGCACAGUUUACCUUGAAGAAAAAAAGGAGACAGCUGAGCAGCACAUAAAGAUCCCAGCCACCAUGACGGCAGCAGAACUGGCUUUUGAGAUCCUUGACCGCAGGAAAAUCACUGUCCGAGAGAAGGAUUACUGGUGCUGCUUCGAGGUGAAUGAGAAGGAGGAGACAGAGCGUUCCCUGCACUACCAGGAGAAGGUGUUGCCCAUUCUGCACUCUUUGGGCACUGAAAGCUACCUAGUGGUGAAGAAGCACUUCUCUAUGGAAGCCAUGCUCAUCUACCUAGCAAGCAAAGUGGAUGACUCAAAACAUGGCAUGAUAAAGUUCCGUGAGGACAGACAUUUGCUUGGCCUCGGCUUGAGUGCUUUCCAUGAUCGGUACUUCAUAUUGAACAGAACGUCACUGCGACUCUUUAAGGAAGUCCGGAGUCUUCAAAAACUGCAAAAGGCAGAGCAGCAGUGCAGUCACAGACCAGAGAAAGAGUGGACAGUCAAAUCUCUCAAGAUAUACCAGGGAAUCAAAAAGAAACUGCGACCACCGACCUGUUGGGGUUUUACAGUUGUAUAUGCAAAUGAGAAACAUGAAAAACAGCAGUGGUACCUGUGCUGUGACACCCAGACAGAGAUGAGGGAGUGGCUUUCCACCUUUCUGAGUAUACAGCACGACGGGAAUGUGUGGCCCUCGGACUCGAUGAAGGUGCGUGCAUCCCGGGUUCCUCUGGACGCCAGGUUGGGUAACAUCUCUCUGAUCCCGUUGAGGGGCAGUGAGAAUGAGAUGAGAAACAGCGUGGCUGCUUUUGCUGCUGAUCCGCUUGCUCUCUUUGGGAAAGUCUGAGAGAGUGGCAUGAUUCCAGAUACUGCAAUAGCUCAGGACCUUGUGCACCCACAGCAUGAGGAUUUUUGGAUGUAUAUUUUGAAAUAUAUUUUUCUGAUGCUUUUGAACACAGCAGCAAUAUGGACAGGCAGGAGAAAGAAUCAUGAGGAAAGAUGCCUGGGACUGAACAGAACUGGAACCUCAAACAAUUUUGCACAAGAACCUAAAAAACGUCAAGACAGUUUGUCGCUUGACUAGUGGAAGAAGUAAAAAUGGAUUCAACUUGAAACAGAUCUUGUACACUUAAUGUUCUGGGGACUAACCAAACUCAGAAGAUGUAAAGGCCUCUUUCUUCACUGCUGUUGCCAUAUUUAGGUCCUUCAAGUCAUGGAAACUGCUGCUCUGUAUAGUUCAGCAGCUCUAAGCCCUUGUACAUCAUAGACUUUGAAAACUAGAAGUUGACCCAUCGCUCCUUCUACCAACAUCUGGAGCUGACCGAUGCUGGUAAUGUCACUGGACAUCCCAGGCACAGAAUAGUGCUUCCAUGGUUAUAAUUUGUAUAAUUCUAAGCUUAACCCCAACUCUUGUUGUUUUUUGAUGAACAAUCAAACAAUACUCUGAUCAUGUUUGAUAGAACAAUUUCUGAUGACUUGAAUUAGUUGCCCCCUAGACUGUUCGGCCACAGACCUAACUUUUACACAUUCUCUCCACUUAACCAGUGCUUGACUGAGAUAGAGCUGCAUUCUGCUUUUGAUGGGUUAGUUUUACAUCACCUGUGAUAACAGUAAAACCAGACACAUGCGCUAUCAAGCAAGGUGCUUGGCUAAAAUAUCUUGAUUUAGUGGUAAGCUUUAGAUUUAGAAAUCUAAAAGAAAAUCUUUAAAUCCAAUUUUAUGGUUAUAUGCAUUAUGACUUAGUUUUUUUUUUUUUUAAAGAAUGAAUAUACAAGAUUUAUGACCCAUAAAUAUAUAGCCUGUAUUGUUUCUUUUCUCUCUACUUUCAAAAUGUAACACUUAAUCUAGUACACUAGAGGAUUCAUCGGCUUUUAUUUGUAACUUAAGUGUAAGUCAAGUUUUUAUGAAGCAUACAUUCCUCAUUUACUAUCCUUUCUCAUUCUUGAGCUGCAGUUUAUCAAGUUAAACUAUGGGGAAAUUGUUAUUUAACAAAAACAUUCUCUUUUCUGUCAUUUAAAAAAAAAAAUGUAUAUAAGAUUGUAGUCAUGGUGGAUCAAGAUGACAUCUGUAGAUCCUGCUGGACUUCCAUGUUUUUAUUGUACGUCACUUAAAUCUUCAAACUGGUUUGGCUAAUAGCUUGAACUGUACACUGCCCUUGUCACUAGGAUAGAUGGACAGCAGUCUGCUUGCAUUAUCACACAGCAGAAGUAGAAAGUUAUUAAGGGCAGUUUGGCUUCAGUUCUAAGGGUAGUAGCUUACAUUUAAUUUGCAGCAGUUUCAUAUCGGGGAAGGCUGAAAAAAUAAUUUAUUUUUGCAGGCCAGUUGUGACUGAAUGGGGUUUUAACUUCUAUGUGUUUAAGUCCUCAUCUCUAACCAAUUGACUUGAUCAGCUUGAACUCUUGGUCAUAGAAAAUCUCGCCAGUUACUAAAAACUCCACGUGGUGUUGAGCUAAGUGGGCGGUGAUCCAAAUGUUGAGAGAACGUGUAUGAGGUGGCUUUGUAGACGAGUGUUUUCUUUAAGCUCUGCUUGUUAGGAAACCGCCACACACUGAUCACUCAGCUUCGAUAUGAGCGUGACGCAGCCCUUGCGGGUACUGAGAGAGUCCUCAUAACACUACAGCCAUGGCAGAUGCUGGAUGAUUAUGCUUGCCCUUUUCCAGCUAAUCUUGUGAAAAGCUGGUAAUUUCACACCGUACAUAGAAGGCUAUUUUUACACAAUUAGGCUGAUUUUCCCUUUUUUUUGGUUUUACCUUGUGACAUGCUAUUUCUUACAGACUAUGUAAGAUAUGUAUCUGUACAGGCAACACAAACUCUUCCCGAAAGGCAGAUAAACUGUUAGGACAAACUUCUGCAGAGUGUAGUCAUUCUGUAGUUUGAUUGAUGGACAACUGUGGCUAAAAUACAAUUUUAAUGAUCUUAAACUGCAGUCACACAGAGUGAAGUUAAUGUAUAGUAUUAGCUGUGUUAGUAACGUAUUAAUUAACUGUACCCCAUGUUUUUCUUCCAAUUUAAUGUGCUGUACCAGUUAUUUGAGUAAAAAAUGUAGUGUGUCUGUCUUUCCAUGAAUAGUUGAAAGUCUAAUCUGUUUAUUAUUUUGUAUAAAGCUAAUAUCUCUUUCUAAAUUACGCUGUAUAUCCUGCAGAAGCUGUGUCAAUAAUUGUGAGUUGUUAUUAUUGUUGUAAAUUUUUUUUUUUUUUUACAUUUAACUCAAGAGCCUGCAUAGGUUUAAUGCCAUUGAGGGACAGCGCAGUGUCAUUUGGUCACCUAUUUCUAAUUAUUGAAUAAACUGUAACAGUGUCAUCAUA
Molecule: messenger RNA, 5214 nt
Organism: Polyodon spathula (Mississippi paddlefish)
Lineage: Eukaryota; Metazoa; Chordata; Actinopteri; Acipenseriformes; Polyodontidae
Product: arf-GAP with Rho-GAP domain, ANK repeat and PH domain-containing protein 1-like
Exons: 22
Coding region: 414-2756 (780 amino acids)
Biological process (GO): signal transduction; positive regulation of GTPase activity
Molecular function (GO): phosphatidylinositol-3,4,5-trisphosphate binding; GTPase activator activity
Source: RefSeq, a predicted model, not a curated record